This is a messenger RNA of Peronospora matthiolae, 1485 nucleotides long. NCBI's taxonomy places the organism in Eukaryota, Oomycota, Peronosporomycetes, Peronosporales, Peronosporaceae. The record is from the annotation of a GenBank genome assembly.
AUGGGUGACUGGUUGUUAGCAGUGCACUCUGGAGCAGGACAGUAUGGCUCCUCGAACGAAGCUGCGUACCUCUCGUUGCUUCAAUCAGCUCUUAGAAGCACUCAUGAGCGCAUUACGAACUCCCGUUGUCCACCUUCAGCAGCGCAAAUGGCAGUUUAUCUAUUGCACUCUUUCGAGCACAGUCGAUUCACGAAUGCGGGACUUGGUGCAAAUUUGACGGAAAACGGGCACGUCGAGUGCGAAGCGAGUGUUGUUUGUGGUCGGACGGGGUUCGUGGCUUGUUGUGGAGCUGUUCGUGGGGUGAAAGAGCCGAGUGCAUUGGCGCUGAAGUUACUGGAGCAAGCUGAGAGAGCAGGGGACCAUAACUUGAGCGGACAAUUUGUUUUUGGUCGACAGCCGCCUCUGGUGGUUGUUGGGGAACACACUCGACGAUUGGCUCGGGACUUUGGUCUUGAGACAGCAUGUGACGAUGCAGAAGAGUUGAGAAUGUACCAAGUGACACCAAAGUCUCGAGCACAUUGGAACAAGUGGCAUCAACGAUUUCUGGAGGCAGACACGAGCAAGAAAAGUGACACGAAGGAGGAGGAGAAGGACGACGGUGAACACUUGGACACUGUUGGAUCGGUCUGCAUGGAUUCCAAAGGGAACGUCGCAGCUGCAUUGUCAAGUGGUGGUGUGCUGUACAAGGUCCCCGGUCGUCUGGGACUAGCAGGCUGUCCUCGAAUGGGCUGCGAUGCUGCGAAUGCUGAUAUGGUGUGGAAGAAAACCCGCAAACGAAAACGAAGAGAGCGUACCAACGUGAGGAACGCUUUUGCGGUAGCGUGCACAGGUCGAGGAGAGCAUUUCUUCCAGAGUAACUUCGUCAGCAGCUUAAGUCGACGAUUGUCCAAGUCGGCAAACCUAGACAGAGCAUUGCGAAUGACGUUUACGGACGCGAGUAACAGCGAUGGUCGAGUGGGAAUUGAAGGUGGUGUGUUGGCUCUUGUAUCACUGCCACGUGAGCGAGAAGACGACGUGACUGCACGGCGAGUUCAUCUUGGUGCAGCAUUCACGACACGUUGUAUGGGUGUGGGCUACUUGCAGUGUCGUGCUAAUACUGAACCAGAAGUGCGCGUGCAGCUUCUACGUCGACCUGAGACCCAGAAAAGUGCGGCAGGAAGCGUACAUCUGGAAGUAGCUGUUCAUGUGUCGUCGUUCGACUUGGUGCAGCAUCAUCCUGACACGCACCAUGUUGAGACUAUAGCCAUGGAGAUUGAUGCUGACGGCCACUCGAGUGCGCUGUUUUCGGCCGUCUUACGCUCGGAAGUUCAAUGUGAACACAUUGGUCCUGACGCAUUAUUUCCGCCUCUCGUGGAGUUUAUGAAAGAAAACCUCGCAAGCUACCGCGUGCCGCGCAAGUGCUUUUUCGUAGAUGAGAUUCCUAAGAAUGCAAUGGGAAAGGUGAAUAAAAAAGCGCUCUCUACGAUCUACUUGGAGAAGUCUUAG